AUGGCAGUACUAACUUUUAUCAUUCUUUUGUUGAACGCAGCCCUUGCGGUAGCCUCGCCACUAAACAAAAAGGCCAUCAUUGACGACUGUCUUGCAGCGUCCAAUGUCCCUUUCAACAAAAAGGACAGCUCACAGUGGCAGGCGGACAGCGCACCAUUUAACGUCAGAAUACCCUACAUCCCUGUAUCCAUCGCAGUUCCUUUGACAACCGAGAAUAUCCAAGCUGCAGUCAAAUGCGGUCGAGAUAACGGAGUCAAGGUGACUCCAAAAUGCGGUGGGCACAGCUACGCUAACUUCGGCUUCGGCGGCGAAGAUGGACACUUGAUGCUAGAGCUCGACCACAUGUACAACGUCACUCUAGAUAAUACCACCGGAAUCGCGACGGUUCAAGCAGGAUCUCGGCUGGGCCAUGUUGCGAGUGAGCUUUACAAGCAAGGCGGCAAAGCAAUCAGCCAUGGCACUUGUCCUGGAGUGGGCAGCGCCGGUCAUGUUCUUCAUGGUGGUUACGGCAUGAGCUCUCAUACCAAAGGGCUCGCGCUCGACUGGCUCAUUGGCGCCAAAGUCGUUCUUGCCAACAGUACUGUCGUGACUGCCUCCGAAACCGAGAAUCCCGACCUCUUUUGGGCACUUAAAGGUGCGGGUAGCUCGCUUGGUGUGGCUACGGAGUUCUAUUUCAAGACUUUCGAUGCGCCAAGGGAGGCCACCAACUUUCUUGCAUUGCUUCAAUGGGAUGCAUUGAAGUCCAUCAACGGCUUCAAGGUUCUUCAAGAUUGGGUCGAAGAGGACAUGCCUAAAGAGCUCAACAUGCGGCUCUUCAUCACCCCUCGAUUUACCAACCUUGAAGGCAUGUUCUAUGGCAAUAAGACUGGUCUUCAAGCUAUUCUAGACCCUCUGCUUGCUAAAUUAGGUGGACGUUUGACUACGUCGCAGACAACCGACUGGCUUGGCAACCUUCAACAUUUCGGUAACGGCAUGGCGCUAGAUCAGAAGGACACUUACAAGAAGCAGGAAAACUUCUACUCAUCCAGUCUUUACACCGAUAAACUCACGGAUGAUCAAAUCAACUCGUUCGUGAGUUUCUGGUACACUGUUGGGAAGCCAUUGAAGCGAGACUGGUACGUUCAAGUCGACUUCCACGGAGGCAAGAACUCCGUCAUCUCGCAACUACCUGCCAAUUCGUCUGCAUACGCCCAUCGCGACAAGUUGCUUCUCUACCAAUUUUAUGACCGAGUCGAUCUCUCGGCAACAUACCCUGAGGAUGGCUUCUCAUUUCUUCGGGGGUUUGUCGCAAAUGCUACUGUUGGCAUGCAGCCGGAAGACCACGGCAUGUACUUCAACUACCCGGAUCCGAAUAUGAAGCAGGCCGAGGCCCAGGAAAAGUACUGGGGGAAGAGUCUUCCCACAUUACGAGAGAUCAAAGCGGCUGUGGACCCAGAUGAGAUUUUCUAUUUUCCGCAAAGUGUGAGACCGGCAUCCGUCGUCGAGCUAUGA
Molecule: messenger RNA, 1491 nt
Organism: Colletotrichum karsti
Lineage: Eukaryota; Fungi; Ascomycota; Sordariomycetes; Glomerellales; Glomerellaceae
Product: FAD binding domain-containing protein
Exons: 3
Coding region: 1-1491 (496 amino acids)
Molecular function (GO): oxidoreductase activity; FAD binding
Source: RefSeq, a predicted model, not a curated record